Messenger RNA from Penicillium lagena, 1437 nucleotides. RefSeq names its product serine C-palmitoyltransferase subunit lcbA (gene lcbA). The record is from RefSeq and is a predicted model, not a curated record. The coding region runs from base 1 to 1437 and encodes 478 amino acids. Gene Ontology annotation, cellular component: endoplasmic reticulum. Gene Ontology annotation, biological process: ceramide biosynthetic process; sphingosine biosynthetic process. The transcript is spliced from 4 exons. Gene Ontology annotation, molecular function: serine C-palmitoyltransferase activity; pyridoxal phosphate binding. NCBI's taxonomy places the organism in Eukaryota, Fungi, Ascomycota, Eurotiomycetes, Eurotiales, Aspergillaceae.
AUGGACCUCCACGAGACCCAACGUCUCCUUUCCGAGUACCUGCAGGAACUCGCCAACCUCUUCCAUCGCGUUCCCGGGUCUGCCAUUUUCCUCCGCUACGUGAAAUCCAGCUAUCAGGAUGACCCAAUUCGGUCAGCCGUGGAAUUGUUUCUGUUCCUCUUCGCUGUCCGCUAUCUGCUGGCACCGAAAUACUCCACCAAACCUGGCGUCGUGCCCUUGUCCGAUGAUGAGAUUGAUGACCUGGUGGAUGACUGGGCCCCAGAACCCUUAGUCGGCGAACCAUCGGCUUUAGAAGAGAUGGAGAUUGAGAAACGCGUGGUUAUUGUGGGCCCCGUCGGACCCAAAUCCAAGCUGUCCAACGGCCGUACCGUGACCAAUCUCGGGUCCUUCAAUUUCUAUAACUUCAACACGAACGAGGCCCUCAAGGAAAAAGCAAUCCAGACUCUCCGGAACUACGGGGUGGGCGCCUGCGGUCCUCGCGGCUUCUACGGUAAUCAGGAUGUCCAUAUGAAGACGGAGGCAGAUGUGGCGUCGCACCUCGGCACUGCGGCCGGGGGUGAUAUCAUCGUCGCCGAUAAGGGGGUCAACUUUGCAAUUCGGAAGGGUAUUCAGAUCUCACGGAGUAUGGUGCGUUGGUACGAGCAUAAUGAUAUGGAGGAUCUAGAGCGCGUGCUUGCCAAGGUUACCAAGGAGCAGGCGCGGAAGCCUCUUACUCGAAGAUUCAUUAUAACGGAGGGUCUUUUCGAGUCCUAUGGUGAUAUGGCGGAUCUGCCCAAGAUUUACAAAUUCCGCCUGAUCCUGGAUGAGACGUGGUCAUUUGGUGUCCUGGGCCGCACCGGCCGUGGCAUCACGGAGCAUCAGAACGUCGAUGCAGCCGAAGUUGAUAUGAUCGUUGGCUCGUUGGCUGGACCCCUCGUUGCUGGCGGAGGCUUCUGUGCUGGCUCCGAGGAAAUUGUUCACCACCAGCGUAUUUCUGCCGCGGCAUACACGUUCUCCGCGGCACUUCCAGCACUGCUCUCGACCACUGCCAGUGCCACCAUCAACAUCCUCCAGAACAGCCCUGAACUCAUUUCGCAACUGCGGGACCUUGUCAAGGCGAUGCGGGCUCAGCUGGACCCCCGGAGUGACUGGAUGUAUUGCACCAGCUCUCCAGAGAACCCGCUGGUCAUCCUGGUCCUCAAGCCUGAGGUGGUAGCUGGCAAGAGACUGUCGGUGGACGAUCAGCAAUUCUUGCUCCAAGAUAUCGUUGACGAGUGCCUCGCGAAUGGUAUUCUCAUCUCCCGUCUGAAGAUGCUCCAUGACAACGUCCAGCCGAAACAGGUCGUCCCUCCCGCAUUGAAGGUCUGCGUGACGACCGGGCUUACCAAGAAGGAGAUUGAAAAGGCCGGGACGAUUAUUCGGCACGCUAUCACUAAAGUCAUGACCAAGAGGAAAUGA